GUAGUUGCGGAUGCGCAGCUGAGAGAAGAUUGAUUAGAAAAUAGAUCAGAAUGCUUGCAGCUCGUUGAAGCUGAAUGCAAAUCCAGUGAGACGUGUAAUAAUUAUGUAUAAUUACGAGUUGGUUGUAGGAGAGAAGUGUCUCGACAAAAACGGGGCGAGGUUCUUGUUUUUUUUUGUGUUCGUUCGAUUUGUCUUUUUGGAGGCCUUUGAGUAUGAUCUAUUUUCUUGACUGAGAUACAGAGUUCGAAGGAAAAGAAUGAGAAAGGAUCAUCAUUAAUCAGGUCUAGACUUUACUGGUCGAAAUUUACGUUCUACGGAUCUGGUUCUGCAAUGAUGAACAAAUUUUGCUGUAAUGACAUGGGUGAUCGUGUGAAGAUAGUUCAUGAUCGGAGCGAUGAUGUAUAAUUAGGAAAUUUGUUGGACGGUCGGUAAGCGCAAAAAGUAGAGAAAACAUCCUCUGCACUCCCACAUACCAGGGAAAAGCUUCCCCAAGAAAUACCCGAGCGCGACUUCCCCGUAGAAAAUUCUGGUGUUAUUCACAUCAUAUUUUGUUCAAUUUUCAUACAUAUUGGGAAUAGAUAGAGCUUCAUCAACCUCAACCUUGUUUGGAUAUCUGCUUACGAGGUAGCCACUCACAAGAAAAGGCUGUUUUAUGAGAGAAGUUGCUUGAAAAGUUAGAGAUUUUUCAACCGUUUUCAUACACUCAUAAAGUGAGAGAGGUACUAAUCACAGCUUUUUAUGUAUCGCAUUCGACCAGAACUUACAUCUCGCCUACAAUAUUCAACCUAGCUGCGACAUAAUCUAGCGAUGCUAAUGGAAAUUAAAGUACAGAAAACCGAUAUUUUUACCCCUACUUCGUUCUGGACGUGAAAACGGGAAAAUGUAAGUAUCCAAUUUUUUUAUUGUUUGAUAAAUUCAAUUUUUAGUUACACGAAUUUUUAGUUGUGCCUCCACUGCCACCUAUUGUUUGUGCUUUUUUAUCGUGUCGUAAAGAACCUUCUUUAUCGAUAAGAUGUUGCAUCAGCCUGUGGGACAGAAACGCCUGACUAACGUCGCAAUCGUGCGGCUGCGGUCACACGGGUGCAAGUUUGAGAUCGCCUGUUACAAGAAUAAAGUGGGCAACUGGCGCGACGGCCUAGAGCGAGAUAUCGAUGAAGUGCUGACAACCACGCAGGUGUACACCAACGUCUCCCAAGGAGUGUUAGCGAAAAGCGAAGACCUCAGAAAGGCGUUUGGCGCAGACACAAGCGACCUCGACAUUUGCAAGAAAAUUCUUGAGAAAGGCGAGUUUCAGGUAGAUGAAGUGAGACCACGCAUACUGAGUAGAUGUCAAAAAUUGUGCUAUCACAGUACUUUCUCGAUAUGCUCUCUGAUGAGUUUAUUUUAUCUUCAAGUAAACGUAUACCAGACUUUGCUGCUUGAGGACAGUGUUUCAAAUUAUGCUUCAGUAUCGUCUAUGGCAGCUUUUAUCGAGUUACGUUUGCUACUUAGGUUUCUUUGACUUCCUCAUUCGACUUCGUUUUCAGGUUAGCGACAAAGAACGGGCGAACGCGCUGGAAAGUCUUUAUAAGGAGGUGUACACGAUAAUAACCCGACGAUGUGUGAACGUGGAAACACGGAGGCCACUGACAAUCGGGAUGGCAGAGGCGGCCUGUAAGCAGGCGGGCUACGUCAUGAAACCGAAUAUGACUGCCAAAAGACAAGCCCUAAAAGCGAUUGAUCUCAUCGUUACUCAGCUACCGCACCUCGUGGCAAAGGCGCAAAUGCGACUAUGUAUUUCUGUUCUACAUUUAAAUAUUGAAUUACAUUUUCAACAAGUAGAAAAUUAUUUCUUCGCUACAAAAUUGUAGGACUACAAAAAAAAGACGGGUGUGACGUAGUGCCAAUCUGAAUUUUGGAAUUCGAAUUCGUUCAUCGGUUGAAAAAAUUCCUAGGUGCUCGUUGCCUUGGUGCAGAGGCUGGCGACACACAGCGGCUGGUCGAGGAAACAUGUAAGGGCACUGCUGUAAUUGAAUCAGUGAAGCUUGUAGACGGUGGUGUUUAUUCAGAGAUCACGUUUCAAUGCGACCCCUUUUUUUUUCGCGCGCUUGACGCAUCGAGUGUGGAAGUGCGAGUUCUCGACGCCGCAGUAAUUCGGGAGGGUGAUACUAAUCUAGAGGACGAGGAUUUUGAACGACUGGGCUUCGGGUCCGACGACGAGGGCGGCGCGUCCAGGCACGUGGAGAUGCUGUUGGAGGAAAAUCCAUCGAAAGGCGGAAGCAGCGGGGGCCUCCUGACACGAGAUCGGCUUGACAACGCGCGCCCUGGCAACGUCGUCGCGCAUCCGGGAGGCCAACCAACAGGCGUGGCCCAGCUUAGUGGCGCGUCGGCCGGUACUGCGGUUGCGUCGGUCACACCUGGGCGGCCGGCGCAACUUCUUCUAGGCUCCGACCCAGACAUCAAAGGCGGCUCGCCGCUGAGCAGCGACUCGUACAACAUCGUGGGACGGGAUGGAAAUUUGAAUCCCGCGACGCCCAGCUCGGACUGGCUGGUCGUGCCAGAGGACGGUGCUACGCCAGAGGCGAAGAACCUUUUCGGAGCUUCCUUUUUAGACGGCGUCUCUGCACUUUUUGGUGGUGGCGGUUCCAGCGCUUCCAACGCCGCUCCCGCGGACAGCAGUGCGAAUGCUGGGAGCGGUGCGACAGGUAGUUGUACGACAUGUGGGCCGUUUGCGGAUGAGAAUUUGAGGGCGCACAUGAAGAGCGAACGACACCAAGAAAAUGUGAAGAGAAAGUGUGCAGGAAAGCCGGUUUUCACCGAUGCGGAGUUCAAGGAAUACCUCUUGGAUUUGGAGUUCGUGAAUGAGCACAUGGGUGGCAAGGAAAAGAAGGGAAAAAAGAAUCGAAGGUGAAUUUGCCAUUUAUUUUGGUGCUCACCUGUGACCGGAAUCGUGGUUCGGAACACAACAAACUUUUUCGUUUAAGUUUUUUUUUCGAUCCUUGCUUCCUUGCUGUUUGAUCAUCACGAAAGGCACGCAAACAAAAUGUUUGAAAUAAUUUUCCGUCCUACCUUCCCACUGACCCUGGGGAAGAAGCACUAGAAAUAAUAUUGGCC
This is a messenger RNA of Amoebophrya sp. A25, 3093 nucleotides long. NCBI's taxonomy places the organism in Eukaryota, Dinophyceae, Syndiniales, Amoebophryaceae. The record is from the annotation of a GenBank genome assembly.